AAUACGUUAAUUCGCACCUUUCUUGGCGCGGACAAUGCCCUGGUUGCACUGAAAACACCCCCAGGCUACGACCAUUAUUCAAGAAUCCAAUAGAAGCCAUCUUGAAGAUAAACUUUUCAGGUAAACAAGCUUUACGAGUCCAACUCGUCGUUCCUAAUGAUAAAUCUUACAGUGGACUUCCGACUAGAGAGACGAGCGAGUUAAACAUCAAGUGCAUGAGGGAGGAAAGCGCGGGAAUUUUGGGAGUUUUGAAUGAACAGUUUAGACAACAAAAUCAGUGCGUCGUGCCCGAAGAAAAUGAACAGACAUGUGUUUUCAUAUGCUAAUUCAUGAUGCCUCAUUGACAUGCCAAUCAGUGAAGCCAUCUUGGAAACCUAUAAGCCCCGACAGCGCCAGAGGGGCCAUUCACAAACGGGUGAACGCCCCGGAUAAUUGGUCCGAGUCACGGAGCGACAACUUGUUGCUUCCCUCGCGGUGAAUCUCGGCUGUUGGCACCAGCUCGGCGCAUACCGACGCACCACUCAGGGACGCCCUGCUCACCUUCGGCAGCUCACCGCCGGACUCCUGCUGCCUCCUCCGACCUUCCUCCACUCCACACCGCCCCAAAUCACCUCACACAUCCACCGCCGGUGUGUCUGACCACAUCCUCGGCGCCAGUGUUUGAACCAGCUGCUCAGGUCUGACGGGUUGGGGUGGCAUUCCGUCGCGGGCGAUAGCUACCAUGACGCAAGAAGUGGACAACUCCAAGCGAUCGGUAGUGGUACUGCAGAACGAAGCCCUGUACAGAAACACGUAUAGCAGUAGAGAUGAAGACGAGGCAUGGCGCUCCUACUUAGAGAACCCUCUGACAGCCGCCACCACUGCCAUGCUCAACAUCAACGGUGACGAGGACAGCGCAGCCGCACUGGGACUGCUCUAUGACUACUACAAGGAUUGUAACCCGUCCUCCAUCGCCGCACCGCUGGGGGUGCCAAAGGAGAAGCGAAUGAAUGCCAACUUUGUAACUAGAACACCCAUGGGUCCACCGGACACAGAACAACCAAGCAGGGACCUGACGAUGUUGCGUAACGUGCCCCUGGCAGACUCCAUCACGUCCACGGGGUUUGACGGCCACCAUGCCCACAGCUCCGCCAUCACCACCCAGCCCCCCGCCGCCUCCCCACUGACGGUACGGGCGGACCAUCACAUCCACAUCCACAAGCCCGACCACUCGCCCAUGCUCGUAGCCAAACCAGACGAGAUGGACAGAACUCCGGACAGUGCCUUCAGCGAGGCAACUUUCAAGGACCACCAACAAGAGCAUGACGUGCUCGGUGACGACAUGUCCGCCUUCCAGGUCUUCAAUUACAACAUCAACCAGGUGAACAUGGCUGCUGCGCAUGUGCAGAGGCGACAACAACCGGAGUUAUUGCAGCAAGCUAUCGCAGAGACACAGAUCAUGCCUCCACCUGAAGCUAUCAAUGGCGUCGCAUUUGAAUACAUUUUAGAGGCACCGAAGUCCCUCCGACAGAAACCAGGAGAAGCAAGCAUGAGCUACGUCAACAAAGGCCAGUUCUAUGCAGUGACGUUAACAGAAGCGGGGAGCAGUCCAUGGCGGCACCACAGCACUAAAGUCAGAUCCGUGAUUCAAGUCGUGUUCGGAGACGGUAGAAGUGAGGAAGAGCAGCUGAAACACUGGCGGUACUGGCACGCGCGGCAGCACACCGCCAGGCAGAGGAUCAUCGAUAUGGCUGACUACAAGGAGAGCACUAACGUCAUCGAGAACAUUGACGAGAUCGCUCACAACGCCAUCGCCUUCUCCUGGGACGUGCGGGAGACCGGCAAGGUCUUCAUCAGCGUCAACUGUCUCAGCACAGACUUCUCCUCACAGAAGGGCAUCAAGGGUCUUCCACUCAACCUGCAGAUUGACACCUACACAGACUACUACAAGGGAGCUACGCCAGUCCACAGAGCCUACGUGCAAAUUAAAGUCUUCUGUGAUAAGGGCGCAGAAAGGAAGAUCCGCGACGAGGUCCGUAAGAUCAGUAAGAAGAAGCAGUCCGAGGAGAUCAAGAGUCAGAUCCCCAGCCACAAGCGGAACGAGCUGGCCUACUUCAAACCCAUGGCGGACUUGAAGACCCCUCCUGUCAUGUUCGUACCUGACUUCAUCCCGGCAGCCAGAGCACCGGCACAGAUAGCACAGCCCGUGACAUUUGGCUUGACACCUCCUUUUGACAGAGGAGUGAAGAGAUCGUUCUCAGAAGACAGCGCCUACUCACCGGAAAGCUCCCCACAACCUGCUGCCAAAAUAGCCAACAAGAGUGUUCUGUUGUACGUGCGGAAGGAGGAGGAUGAUGUGUAUGACGCCCUGAUGCUGCGGGAGCCCAGUGUCCAGGGGCUGCUGUCUGCCGUGGAGGAGAAAUACAAGGUUCCUACUGACAAAGUCAGCAAGGUCUUCAAGAAGUCAAAGAAAGGUAUUCUAGUCAACAUUGACGACAACAUCAUUGAGCACUACUGCAACGAGGACACGUUCAUAAUCGAACUGCAGGAGGAGACAGACGGGAAUGUCAAGGUCAUCCUAACAGAGGUGCAGGACUCCCCCUGACGGGCCAGGAUGGGCGAUGCAACCAAAGAGACUUCUACAAACCAUUAACGUGGAUUUUGUCAAACAUCCAGAUGUUUCAAGCCAGGGUAUGGGUAUUUGGGAGGAUUGGACGGACAUUGCAAAAUGUUUCAAAUUUUUAAAACACUUUGCACCAGCUGCCGUCUGCUAAUAGUUUUAAGAGACAAUCUAUGAUGGGGAUGGUGUGGGGUUUAGCAGCAACCUGCUCUAUGGUUCAACAGAAAGGGGAAUCCAAUAUCUUAGAUGUGCAUAUUGCUGCAAUAGUGGGUAGGAGAGAGGAAAAUGUUGGGAGCAAUAAGAGUUUAUUUUUGUACAGACAAUCAUGACGGGGUAGGGUUGGCAAUAUCUCAACAUUGUCAAAUAUGGAUACAAACGUUUCCAACAGUUCUGUAAUUUUUGCAGCUACUGUUUCUUUAAUUGGUUUUUAACUCUGGCGUAUCCAUGCUGUUCAAUAGAAGUGCCAUUCUUGUGACUGCCAGUCUUUUUGACAUGCCUAUCAGUACGGUCAAUAUAUCCACGUGUUUUUAAUGGUUUUAUGGAAGAUGUGGAAGUGAACAUGGGUUAGAUUGUCCUGAAAUAGAUUAAAGACUAGGGUUAUAGGAACAAUUCUUAUGAUACAAUGAUAAUGUGAUUAUCGCGUUGGUAUUCAAUGGAGACCCUUCAAUAUUUCCACUGUCAGAAAGACUGCAUCUCAACAUACAUGGUAGCCAUUACUACAUCGGAAUAUAGCUUUGAGACCUUCCAGUACUGAUGCCAUUUGUCUUCCAAAACUCUAGGUUACAGCUGCAGCUCGUCAACCUGAUACCGUUGUAUGUGUAUAUAUAUUUAUUCCCUUUUGCUGAAAAGCAGGGCAUUGUUUUAUGAGGGAUUUUAGUGACUAUGCGAUCUUAAUGUAUAUUUUGGUGACAAGCAGGUUUCUUUGUACAUACUGUUACAGUUAUCUGUCGGUGAGACUUGCACGGAAUAAAUCAGAUGCCAAUA
Branchiostoma belcheri (Belcher's lancelet) is the source of this 3583-nucleotide messenger RNA. RefSeq names its product grainyhead-like protein 1 homolog. Bases 722 to 2584 code for a protein of 620 amino acids. Gene Ontology annotation, biological process: regulation of transcription by RNA polymerase II. Gene Ontology annotation, cellular component: nucleus. The transcript has 15 exons. Gene Ontology annotation, molecular function: DNA-binding transcription activator activity, RNA polymerase II-specific; RNA polymerase II cis-regulatory region sequence-specific DNA binding. NCBI's taxonomy places the organism in Eukaryota, Metazoa, Chordata, Leptocardii, Amphioxiformes, Branchiostomatidae. The record is from RefSeq and is a predicted model, not a curated record.